AUUGACGACAUGGUCAACGAGUUUUUUCUCCGAGGAUCCACUGUGAAGGAGUGGAACUCUCUUAACGAUCAACUCUACAACAAGUACGGAGAGAACCUCGAGGGUUUCAACCCCAAGAAAGAGUCCAUCACCUCCUCCUUGGAUCAGCUUCUGCGGGAGAUGCAGGAGGAAGUCGCCAAGGUCCAGCAGGACUUCGUUGCUCCUCCUCCUCCUCUCAGCCCGGAGAAGCAGAAGGAGGUAGCGAAAGAUGUCAUGUACCAGCUGUCAUACCUGAUGUACCUCGAUCCUGAUUCCGACGAAUUUUGA
Molecule: messenger RNA, 306 nt
Organism: Guillardia theta CCMP2712
Lineage: Eukaryota; Cryptophyceae; Pyrenomonadales; Geminigeraceae
Exons: 3
Source: RefSeq, a predicted model, not a curated record